This is a messenger RNA of Heterostelium album PN500, 513 nucleotides long. It is a transcript of the gene fam96B, whose product is annotated as DUF59 family protein. NCBI's taxonomy places the organism in Eukaryota, Evosea, Eumycetozoa, Acytosteliales, Acytosteliaceae. The coding region runs from base 1 to 513 and encodes 170 amino acids. The transcript is spliced from 3 exons. The record is from RefSeq and is a predicted model, not a curated record. Gene Ontology annotation, biological process: iron-sulfur cluster assembly.
AUGUCACAACAACAAAAAGAUGAAGGAUUUAUUAAUCCAAAUCCCGUUGUUUAUAGUAAAGAUGAAUCAGAGAACAAUAGUAGUUUGUAUAAUGAGAGAUUCACAGAGGAUGAAGAGACACCCGAUGAUUUCGAUGUCUAUGAGAUCUUUGAUUUGGUUAGAGAUAUAAACGAUCCAGAACACCCGCUGACAUUGGAGCAAUUGAAUGUAGUGAGACACGAGAACAUAAAGAUCGACAUCAGCAACAAUAUCAUUCGAUUAUAUUUCACACCGACCGUACCACACUGUUCAAUGGCAAACAUCAUCGGACUUUCCAUCAAAGAGAAACUCUCUAGAAGUUUACCACAACGUUUCAAAGUAGAUGUAAAAGUUACUCCGGGAAGUCAUUCAUCUGAACAAUCUGUAAAUAAACAACUAAAUGAUAAAGAAAGAGUUUCUGCAGCUUUAGAUUCAAGUUCAUCAAUUUUAAAUGUUAGUAUGCACAAUGUAAUUACUCGUAUGUUUAAAUGUUAA